Messenger RNA from Microthlaspi erraticum, 480 nucleotides. Lineage: Eukaryota; Viridiplantae; Streptophyta; Magnoliopsida; Brassicales; Brassicaceae. The record is from the annotation of a GenBank genome assembly.
AUGGAGAAAAGGGACGAGGAUCUGAAGAAGGCACAGAUGCUGGACGCUCGGGCCAGAAACAUCAGCCACAAUGUUCGUUGCACUGAGUGUGGAAGUCAGUCCAUUGAAGACUCGCAGGCAGAUGUCGCUAUUCUCCUUAGACAGCUGAUCCGAGAUGAGAUAGGAGCUGGGAAAACUGACAAAGAGAUCUACAGUAAGCUGGAGGAUGAGUUUGGGGAGACGGUGCUUUACGCUCCAAAAUUCGAUCUGCAAACCGCUGCAUUGUGGCUAACUCCGGUUCUAGUUGGUGGAGGUGCUGCUGCAGUGUUGGCUUACAAUAAGCACAGGCAAAGAACAAAUGUACACAUCAUGGCGUUGGACCUUAUCAGAGGUGUUUCGUUGACUCCAAAGGAGAGAGUUACCAUUCUCGAUGUUCUCAUUCCACCUCCGCCUCUUUCUCAGGGAGUGGCUUCCCGGUUAAGGAGAUGGUUUAACCGGUGA